AUGGAGCUGAGGGACAGCAGCUUGGCCCCCAAAUGUUCUUCCGAAGGCAUCCCCGGGCACCAGGCAGCAGCCCCGUCCCUAGGAAGCCAAUCCCCGGACCGCCCGAGCCAGCCGCUGGCGAAGCUGCCAGCCAUCGCCGGACAAGCGCCGCGCCCGGCCGGACUCCCAGGAGGCGGCAAAGCCCCCGUGGGCAGCAGAGGAGAGCCGCUCCCCAGGGGCGCGGGGGAAGGGGGCUGCGCUCAUUGGCCCGGGGGGGUGGGCAGCCACUGCACCUCUGCGCCCCGCCAGGCGCGGAAACGCCGCCUGCCAACCCCAGCACCCGUGGCCGGGCAGGGAGCGCGGGGAGACCGCUCGCUCGCUCGCCCAAGCCCGGCGCGGGGUGGGGUGGGCUGGGGUGGGGGGCGCCGCUCUCCCCUCCCCGCUCAGGGCGGAGGCAGCCUGGCGCCAGAAGCCCCCCUGCUCGCAGGUGCCACCCGCCCCCGGGCCUGCCUUGGGCACCCACGCGGGGCUGGCUGCAGCCUUGCGGCGGACCGACGCCCGGCCCACGCGCCGCCGGAGCGGUCCCCCCCCCCCCGGGACGCAUCUGGCGCCGCGGAGUUGCCCCUCUUUCCCCAGCUGCGCCUCUUUCCCCAGCCCAGCUCGCCCAACUCUGCCCGGGGGCUGCUGCUGCUGGCGUUUGGAGGCGGGGGCAGGACGGGCCCUCCGGAGGGGGCAACCCCAGGCCCGGCCUCCCGCGCGCAGGCUUCCCCGUGGGGGCCGGCGCCCCACCCCGGCCCACCCCAGGUGGCUGCGCCCCGGCUGCCGAGAGACCCCGCUGGUUUGGUGCCCGGGCCAGAGCGGCAAAGGACGCUUCCCAGCGUCGGGGUGCGCGUAGAAAGGCGAACGCAGCAGGAUCCAGCCCCAGCAGCCCCGCCGCCUUUUUGGGAGCAGGAGCAAGGUGAACAGCAGAAAUGA
Messenger RNA from Euleptes europaea (tarantolino), 954 nucleotides. Its product is annotated as collagen alpha-1(I) chain-like. Lineage: Eukaryota; Metazoa; Chordata; Lepidosauria; Squamata; Sphaerodactylidae. Bases 1 to 954 code for a protein of 317 amino acids. The record is from RefSeq and is a predicted model, not a curated record. The transcript is spliced from 2 exons.